CCAAAUAAAGCCAAAUACCAGCACCGUCAUCACGAUCUCGAAUCCUUCUCUCCAUCUCCUUCCUUCUUCCCACAAUUGAUCGGCAAGGGCAAACCCUAGCUAGAAUCAUCAUGGCCUCGUCCACGCUAAUCUGCGACACGCCGCAGUGGAAGGACCUCAAGGCUCAUGUUGAGGAUAUCAAGAAGACGCACCUUCGCGAUCUCAUGAGCGACUCCGAUCGCUGCAAGUCCUUUAUCACUGAGUUUGAUGGGAUCAUAUUGGAUUAUUCUCGGCAACGAGUGAUUCCGCCCACUUUGGACAAGCUUUUCCAGCUCGCUGAGGCUGCUCGUCUCAAGGAAAAGAUUGACAGUAUGUACAAUGGAGAGAAGAUAAACAGCACAGAGAAUAGGUCUGUGUUGCAUGUUGCUCUUCGAGCUGCAAGAGAUAAGGUCAUCCAAAGUGAUGGAAAGAAUGUGGUACCUGAUGUUUGGCAUGUCCUAGACCAAAUCAAAGAGUUCUCAGAGAGAAUUCGAAGUGGUUCUUGGGUUGGAGCAACAGGGAAGGCAUUGAAAGAUGUUGUUGCAGUGGGCAUUGGGGGAAGUUUUUUAGGACCAUUGUUCGUGCAUACUGCCCUUCAAACUGAUCCUGAGGCAGCAGAAUGUGCUAAAGGGCGUCAAUUGCGAUUCCUUGCAAAUGUUGAUCCAAUUGAUGUUGCUCGAAGCAUUGCUGGAUUGAAUCCUGAAACCACCCUAGUUGUGGUUGUUUCAAAGACCUUUACGACUGCUGAAACUAUGCUGAAUGCAAGAACGCUCAGAGAGUGGAUUUCAGGUGCUCUUGGGCACCAGGCUGUUGCAAAGCAUAUGGUAGCUGUCAGUACAAAUCUUACGCUUGUAGAGAAAUUUGGUAUUGACCCUGCUAAUGCUUUUGCAUUCUGGGACUGGGUAGGAGGCCGUUAUAGUGUUUGCAGUGCUGUUGGUGUGUUACCUUUGUCUCUCCAAUAUGGUUUUCCAAUUGUUCAGAAAUUUCUCAAUGGAGCUGAGAGCAUUGAUGAUCAUUUUCAUUCCACUCCAUUUGAGAAAAAUAUUCCUGUACUUUUAGGUUUAUUGAGUGUAUGGAAUGUGUCAUUUCUUGGGUAUCCUGCAAGAGCUAUAUUACCUUACUCUCAAGCACUGGAGAAAUUUGCGCCACAUAUCCAACAGGUUAGUAUGGAGAGUAAUGGGAAGGGUGUUUCUAUUGAUGGCAUCCCUCUUACCUUUGAGACUGGUGAAAUUGAUUUUGGGGAACCUGGAACGAAUGGUCAGCAUAGCUUCUAUCAGCUUAUUCACCAGGGAAGGAUUAUUCCUUGUGAUUUUAUUGGUGUCAUGAGGAGCCAGCAACCAAUUUACUUGAAAGGUGAGGUGGUGAGCAACCAUGAUGAGCUUAUGUCUAAUUUUUUUGCGCAACCAGAUGCUCUUGCCUAUGGAAAGGCUGCCGAACAACUGUUUAAUGAGAAAGUCCCUAACCAUCUUAUUCCUCACAAGACAUUUUUGGGCAAUCGACCAUCAUUGAGUCUUCUACUACCUACAUUGAAUGCUUACAACAUCGGACAGGUUUGUGCAAAUAUUUAUCAAAAAAACAUUUACAAGUAUUUCUAAAUUUUAUGCUUUUUC
This is a messenger RNA of Dioscorea cayenensis subsp. rotundata (Guinea yam), 1628 nucleotides long. Its product is annotated as glucose-6-phosphate isomerase, cytosolic. Gene Ontology annotation, cellular component: cytosol. The transcript is spliced from 20 exons. NCBI's taxonomy places the organism in Eukaryota, Viridiplantae, Streptophyta, Magnoliopsida, Dioscoreales, Dioscoreaceae. Gene Ontology annotation, molecular function: monosaccharide binding; carbohydrate derivative binding; glucose-6-phosphate isomerase activity. The record is from RefSeq and is a predicted model, not a curated record. Gene Ontology annotation, biological process: glucose 6-phosphate metabolic process; gluconeogenesis; glycolytic process. The coding region runs from base 111 to 1613 and encodes 500 amino acids.